CAUUGAAAUUCAAAGAUGAAGGAAAUUACCAUAUUACCCCUGCCCUUGACAAGAUUUACACUUUUGUCUUUGGAUUACUUGGCCAAGAACAGUGAAACCCACACACAUCAAGAGGACCAGAAAGAGGAGCAUUCAGGUCCCAUUCUAUUCUUCAAUCAAACCCUUCUUUCUUUCUUUUAGGUGUUCACCAUCAUUUAAUACAAUAUCUAUCCAACACCCAACUCAGUUUUCAUGGAUCCCAAGACCUCAGACCACCACCACCAUCAUCAUCAUCGUCCUCAGCAGCAGCCACACCAAAUUUCAAGUUUCUUAACCCUCCCACAACCGACAACCACCAUGGCCGAUAACCCCAAGUCGUCAUCAUCGUCCGAGAUCAAGGAUUUUCAAAUUGUAAUCGCCGAUAAAGAAGACCCCGCCGGCGGCGGCGGUGGUAACAAAAAGCAACAACAAUUAUCAGUCAAACGGAGUUCAAACAAAGACCGGCACACCAAAGUUGAAGGUCGUGGUCGUCGGAUAAGGAUGCCUGCACUUUGUGCGGCUAGAAUUUUUCAACUCACGAGAGAAUUAGGUCAUAAAUCCGAUGGUGAAACGAUUCAGUGGUUGUUACAGCAGGCGGAGCCGUCCAUUAUCGCUGCCACGGGUACCGGGACCAUCCCUGCUUCCGCCAUGGGAGCAGCCGGUGCUGCAUCUUCACAUGGUGUUUCAAUUUCAGCAGGAUUGCAACACAAAAUCGACGAAAGUAGGACCAAUUGGCCAUUAGUUGGUGGGAAUUUGGGGGUAGGUAGACCCACAAAUCACAUGGCUACACCUCCAGGUAUAUGGCCCGCCAUACCCACAACCGGAUUCGGGUUUCAAUCGCCAUCGCCGUCGUCUGGUCCAUCUGCUAACAAUUUAGGAACCGAAAGCUCCAAUUACUUGCAGAAAAUUGCGUUUUCUGGGUUUGAUUUGCCGGGUUCUAAUUUGGGUCCGAUGUAUUUUUCUUCGAUUUUGGGUAAUCAUAAUCAUCAACAACAACAGCAGCUUCCAGGGUUGGAACUUGGUCUUUCACAAGAUAAUCAUAUUGGGGGUCUGAAUCAACAAGCUUUGAAUCAGAUUUACCAGAUGGGUCAAGCUAGAUUGCAUCAGCAACAGCAACAACAACAACAACAGCAGCAGUCUUCAAAGGAUGAUGAUUCUCAAGGUUCAGAGGAAUGGAGAGUAAAAGGAGAUUUUGAUGAAGAUUGUUUCAGAGCUUCAUCAGUAUCAAAACAGUUGUAUAUUUACAGUCUGAUUUUGCAGGGCCAAAGGAUUAAGACUUUUCUUGUUUGAGUUCAGAUGUGUGUUUUAUUGAAGUAAGCAUACAACCCCUUCCCCUUGAUAAUAUUAUGUGUGUUUUGAGGUAACUUCUGAAAGCAGCAAAAUGCUAACAAAUUGCACCAUCUUUUGGUUGGUUGGUUGGUUGGUUGCUUGCUUGGUAAGUAUAUAUGUGCUUCUUCUUCUUUUUGGAAAGAGAAGCCAAUGAUGA
Molecule: messenger RNA, 1504 nt
Organism: Cynara cardunculus var. scolymus (artichoke)
Lineage: Eukaryota; Viridiplantae; Streptophyta; Magnoliopsida; Asterales; Asteraceae
Product: transcription factor TCP20
Exons: 3
Coding region: 232-1308 (358 amino acids)
Cellular component (GO): nucleus
Molecular function (GO): DNA-binding transcription factor activity; sequence-specific DNA binding
Source: RefSeq, a predicted model, not a curated record